AUGCCUUUUACAUCCAUUCCAAUUUCAGACGUCAGUCGCCAUCCUCUCCAGCUUGUACAUGUAACGCAUCAUUUGCACUCUCCAACGCAGCAUUCAUACACGGAGAGAAUUCAUCCCCAUUUUGUAAAAAUUGGCCAAUACAGUCUCACACAUGAUUUCUCUCAACCUUGUUUCCACACUUUCACUUCAUACAUUAUCACAUCCAUAAGACGUGUUUAUGACCAUUGUGAACCCUUCCUCCAGUUUCUUUACAUGCAGUUUCAUCAGGGUCUCUUACCGCUACACGAAGCGGUUCAUCAUUAA
Molecule: messenger RNA, 303 nt
Organism: Trypanosoma brucei brucei TREU927
Lineage: Eukaryota; Euglenozoa; Kinetoplastea; Trypanosomatida; Trypanosomatidae
Gene: TB927.1.260
Exons: 1
Coding region: 1-303 (100 amino acids)
Source: RefSeq, a predicted model, not a curated record